GGAGUUGCUUUCAGUGGUAAGUAGAGAAAGCCUGCUAAGUAAUUUAUCCUGUUAAUCGUGUGAUUUAUGUAGUUGAGCUUGUUCUCAUGACUUUGUAAUGAAUUUGUUUGUUGCAGGUUCUGCGGUCCGGCGACAACAGUGACUGUGCCAUGCACAUGUCCUCCACGUGUGAGUGUCAAGACCCUGGGUCAGGCCGUGUGGUGGACAGGAGAGUGCUAUACUGCUGUAAUCACACUCUUCCCGGAGCAAGUUCACCUGCUCAACAAAGCAGAUCCUAGGGUGUUUGUUUUUGGUCCACCUGGUACAGGUAAAACUGUGGUGCUGCUGCUGAUGGCCAUACAGUGGCUGCGGUGUGGUCACCACGUCUACGUUGUCAGUACGUGGUAUGGGAGUCGUGCAGCGUGCAGCAUGUUGUUUCACCUGUUGCUGCAGACAGUAAAGACACUACAGUCAGCAGGUGUGUCACCCGGUCAGCCUCACCUCCUGUUGUAUGAUCUUGAUGUCGGUAAAGACGAGGAGAAGGCCGUCAACGACUUGUCACAGGCGGCGAGCGGAGGGUCGUUGUACGUCAUUGUUGAUGAAGUAGUGAGUGAGUUCAGUCAGAUGUUCGGCUUCAAGAACAUUCAGACUUUGUGUGACAAGCUGCUGUCACGAGUUCCUCGUCUCCAUCUGUGGGCGGCAAGUUGUUUCCAUGAGCACACACCCGCCGGCUGGCAAGUGGAAUAUUUAACCAGACCCCUCCGCUCUCCACCGGCCGUCGUCAGGGAAGUUGAGCAGGACGAGAAGAUCACUAAAGCCCGUGAUGUCCACCCGUACAGUGAGCGACGUGUACCCGACCACACAGACGGCCCGCCAGUCAAACGACUGUUUCACCGAUAUCAUAGUGACUCAAAUGACAAACCAAGUGACUGCGUCAAGUGCGGUCGUGAGUUGGCCAGCUUCCUACACAGUCUCCGUGUUGGUGUUACAGAGAGCAGCACAACAACAUCUACAACAUUGAGCUCUACCAGCGGCGGCACAUCACCCUGUCUACAGUGGAGAGACAUGCUGGUGUUGUACGGGAUUCACGUUAGUGACAGCUCGGGUAUUGUAAAGGGAAUGCAAGAAGCGGGUAUCCCAGUGCGGGUGAUGAAGGACUAUGAAAUCGAGGACGUGGCCACGGCCCGCAGUGACGUGGUGUGGGUGACGCAUGGAGGUCAUGUUCGUGGUCUGGAGAGAAAAGUCGUCGUCUGUCUGUACGACCCUUAUUAUCUUUUGUAUAAAUACUCGAGUAUAGAAGUGUGCCAACUUUCCACUGCCCGACUUGACCUCAUGUCCCGCUGUACGUCACAACUUGUGAUUGUCUCCCGUCACUACUAGCGCUUUAAGGUGACUGACACUGACACUGACACUGACACACCUGUCACCUGCUGUAGUCGUGUGUCAGUCUCUUACAUCAACAUUUGUCUUUUAGUGUUUGUCCUCUUCUACUCUCAGUUGAUCACCACGUCAUCACAUUAUGAUGUCAUAGACAUGACGUCAUUACAGAUUUUUACAUCACGAGGUCCGUGUCUCUGUUUACACAACAACAAGUAUCAACAAGUUUGUUUGUUACAGAGGUAUGUGUGUUAAUGUGUCAGCAUAUCCAUGCGUGUGUAAGUCUACCAGUGUGACGUCUGUGUCAAUGUGUCAGCCUAUCAUUGUGAUAGCUGUGUCAAUGUGUCAGUCUACCAGUGUGAUAUCUGUGUCAGUGUGUCAGUCUACCAGUGUUAUAUCUGUGUCAAUGUGUCAGUCUACCAGUGUGAUAUCUGUGUCAGUGUGUAAGUCUAUCAGUGUGAUAUUUGUAUCAAUGUGCCAGUCUACCAGUAUGAUAUCCGUGUCAAUGUGUAAGUCUACCAGUGUGAUAUCUGUGUCAAUGUGUCAGUCUACCAGUGUGAUAUCUGUGUCAAUGUGUCAGUCUACCAGUGUGACAUCUGUGUCAAUGUGUCAGUCUACCAGUGUGAUAUCUGUGUCAAUGUGUCUAUAUGUUGUACACGCUCUGUCAAAGGGCCUCAGCGGACUGUAAUGUCAGUGCCGUGCACUAAAGUGUUUAGUCUGAUAUUGUUUACUGCCGGUAGUAAACAAAGGGGACAGAACUCUGAGACUAAAUACAGACAAGAGUGUAUUUAACACACACAGGAGUAAAGAUACAUUGUCAUAGUAGUUUGGAUGACCGUCAAAUGGUUAAUGAAAUUUUGGAUGCUAGGGAUGUCAUCUUGUUGCUCAAGCAAAGACUGAAAGAAAACUUUGUACAAAAAGAGAAAGACAAAAUGGCGUCGAGAGAUAGGUACUCAUCAGUUUUAAAUGUGCUGUGUGCUUUAAAAAAUGCCAAUGCUGGGCUGACAGGUAAAACCGUGUACAUCAGGGUCAGCAAAGUACGGCCCGCGGACGUUUUUUUCUGGCCUGUCUGCCAAAAUGUGAAGGGAACUAGCUUUGCUUUAAAACCGAGGUUCAUUUGAUUAAAAUUUAAUUGAUCAAAUACGAUUUUCGUCAGAAAUCAGCAGCACCUACCAGUCAAACACAGAGAAGUACACCAAUAGCAACGUGGCUGACGUAGUCGUGAGAGACCUUCAUCAGCGGCUGACUUUCAAGAAAAGGAAGGAGGCAAAUGCUGUGCACUAUGACUAUUCUUUAUGUUUGAACAUAGUCUGACCACCUUUUACCGGUGCUGUGGCACAAAUGUGUCAUCAGUAGAGAUCAGGUAAAGAUCAGAGGCCUUGCUGGUUCAGCUUGUUUGGGUCCCCACCCUCGCUCCAAACAGCUUGAUUCUAAUCGUAAGUUCAGUCGUUCUGUGACAGUUUUCGUGCAGUAAGUUAGUACCAUAGCAGUUAAUGUGAUGGGCGAAAGGAAAAAGAGAAAGGCCGAUAGUAAGAACCAAAAAUGUAAUAACGAGUGGACAGGGCGAUUUUGUUUUCACAGAUGUUGGAGAUAAAACUGGGUAAUGAACCAGAAGAAUUUGCCAAGAAGACAUCAGAGUUUUCAAAGAACACUAUCUGAAUGACAUUUUCUGAAAACAAUCGGCGUAGUGCAGUGACCUUUAUGUACAAAAGCAGAAAAGUUAACCAAAUUUGUGGAACCGUUAACUAAGCAACAAAGUAUUUUUUACAAAUAAAGCAAGAUCAAGCAAGCGGCAGCAAAAGUAAGUUUUAUUGUGGUUUGUCAUAUUGCCAGAGAGAGCAGGCAUUCGUGGACAGCCAGUUCCUCAAAAAGUACAUGCUUCAUCUGGUCGAAACGUUGUGUCCAGAAAACUCAAAGGACAAGUUCAGUGCUCUUCAACUUUUGCAAAGAAGCUGAAGUGACUGGCGUGGGAGCAUUUAACUUUAUUUCUCAUGCAGGAUCAUGAUGGUGACAAGAGUUACAGAGAGUUAACCUGUAAGCCGAUGCUACAUCCUGUUUGGUAAAUGCUUUAUCAAGAAUCGUGAAGUUUAUUUUCUAACUGUUUAUUGUAAUAGAGCACAAACUGUUGGUUGUAAGACGUUUUGAAUAGGUAGUGGUGAUAGAAAUUAUGGCCAUAUGAUGAAAUAUGCCAGGAAACAAUGUUUGAGCCGCAUGUAAGAGGGGUCUGCAAUACGGAAGAUCUUAAUGGAAAAUAAGUCAGAGGGCAAUCAAAUACAAAAAUUGUUAAUAUGUUCCAUUUCGACUUUUAUUCACUGCCUUGUGAUAAUAACUUACGAGAAUAGAUAAUUGAGAAGCGACCACACAACGCAAAUGUUGGUGUGUCCCAAGAAACGUCCUUCUGGGGGUUGAGGUGGAGGGAGAAAAGAAAUCGAAGAUGGAGCGGGACAACGCUUAACCUGCUAUUAUGAGUUGUCUGUUCUCAUGUCACUAUAGACUCCUACAUUCUAGAAUAUUCACGAGAUGAUAGUAAUACACGUGGAACGCUCUGGGGGCCCUUGUCGUACACAGGGGACGUCAUCUAAGAAAGACAACGAAUGGUGAACUGUUGACUAGUGUCCUAGGAAGACGACGAUUUUUCAGGGGACAAACACAAACACAAGGCAGGCAGGCAAGACUGAAGGAAUAACAAAUCAGUCACGUGACAAGGCACAUGUAACAGGACAUAACACGCUUGUGUUAUUACAGAGAUCCCAUCAGGUGUGUGCGUGCGCAUGUACGUGGGAAACAAAGAAGUGAGAGAAUGACAUCAAAGAAAAUGAUGAUUUUUUUUCAUUAUCUCAUAGUUAUGUGACCAAAACAAAAAUGCAAUACAUGUACAUCUUUAUUUCAGCCAUACAGUACUUCAUUAAAAAUAUGUUGUUGCAUUUUGUUUCGAUUAUUUAGGUGUAUUAAGAACAACUGUGUUGAUAGGUAAGCGUAUACACGCACAUAUCUAACAUUAUCUAACAUUCAACUAUCAUAUGCACUGUAAACAUAUUUACUGUUUAUCACCAAGCUGAUAUCUCUUAGUAGCCUCGUCAGCGUCUUACUCUUUGAACUUACCUGGAACUUACACUUAGUUUUAAUUUCUCGUUUUAAUGUUGUUUAACAUGUCUUUAGAAUCGAAUCUGAACACCCGAGCAAUUUGUGUUGAGUGUGUUAGUAUGGAUUGUUUCUUUAUACUUUCAUGCAUGGGAUAGUACUUUCCAAAAUUAUUUAAAGAUGCUUCGCUGAUACAAGAUUCAAGUUCAGCUGAACAUAACAAGCGCGUGCAAAUGUUACUUAAUAGCUGUCACGGAUCAGUCCGUGCCUCCUUUGUUUAUUCAGCGAUCUCGCCUGAGUUUGGUGAAACGAAUGUAGAGGGGGGAGCGGGGUGGUGUAGCCAGCCCUGUGUGUGUGUUGCUCCUCUGCCAUGUGACACCACAACUGCGUAAUUGAGGGACGGAUGUAGAGGUCGUGAGCACCACGUGAGUUUCGGACCUCACGUGCGGCUGGAGGAAUGCAUACACCUGGUCUAGGGGACUGGGGGAGGAUAUAAGCCGGACGGUAGCGGCAUUUGGGAGAGAGCCAUCAAGGAAUCGAGAGGCUGAUUGAUCCAGUGGCGGCUGUUAUUUGUGGAUUGGUAGAGUGGAGUGUAUUUAUGACAUACUCGCUGUUACUGUUUUUGUUGCGGAGCCGCUGCUGCUAUAUGUUGGGACUGCAACUUCAGUAGAACUGUUACUGAAGGUUCCUCGCCGAAUCUGCUACUGGGAGCGGUGGACAUCGCCGAGCUGACGAGAAGUUCCAGAGAAGAACAACCCGAGCCGACGACAAUAGGCGGGCAGCAUCUCAUCACAGCUGGGGAGUGUUGAGCAAGUGGGUUCCACUCUCGUACCUGUCAGCGACAACCCACCAACUGCGGGGAGGGACGUCGCUGUUGUUUGUUGUAAACCUGUGCAGCGAGUGGAGGAAAGACACGGGGUGUAAUGUCGAGGACUCCGAAGAUUUGAUGCUGGUGUCGGCAGAACGUACAGAAAGGUUUUAUUUCUUAAGUCCCACCAGUGGAGAGUUAGAGGGGGGAAAGGUUUUAUACCCCCAUAGUUACUGUUCACCCUCAUAGAGAGAAAGACUGUUGAAUCGGACUUUUAGCACUUUGGUACGCUGUUUCAUAUGUAUGAGCACUCGGACUUUUCUAGCGAGUAGGAAAGUGCUCGGAGAGACGUAUAGUUAGGAGUGUAUUGAAAUGGACAUGUGUGUGUUGUCUUGGUGACAUUAAGAGAACGAUUGUAGACCAGCCUGCGCGCGGUCGUAGUUUCUGUGUUGAAUAAUAUAUGGCGUAUACCUUAUGAUUUAGAACAGACAAGAGUGAUAACUGGUUGUGGUAUGGUUUAAAUUGAUUUGCUAGAAAGUCUUGUAUUACAAUUUAUGUUUUUUAUAAUUUCUUUGGUGUAUAAUAAAUAACAGGACG
Messenger RNA from Pomacea canaliculata, 5842 nucleotides. RefSeq lists its product as uncharacterized. The transcript has 3 exons. The coding region runs from base 331 to 1359 and encodes 342 amino acids. The record is from RefSeq and is a predicted model, not a curated record. NCBI's taxonomy places the organism in Eukaryota, Metazoa, Mollusca, Gastropoda, Architaenioglossa, Ampullariidae.